UCACACCUCACACCUCACAACCUCACACCUUACAACCUCACACCUCACACCUCACAACCCCACACCUUAUACCUUACACAUCACAACUUCAUACCUCACACCCCAAAACCUCACACCUCACACCUUAUUAAGCUGCUCGGCAGAUAUCGCAGUAUAUAAACGAGGCUGUAUUCCCUCCCUAACGAACUAAUAUUCUGUGCUUUAUAUCUUAGCACUUGAGCCCUGAAAGACACGUAGACAAUUAACUUAUUAAAUUACCCUUUACACACUUGGCUUGCCUGAAACAGCCUACUCUUUACAUCCCUAAGCCCUCAUUUAGUAUGUCGCACAACACCCUCGGUAACGGCGAGUGGCUGCUUGUGGGUAGCAGCCUGUUUAGCCAGGACGGCUCGGUCGAGUUCAAGAUGCAGGGCGAUGGCAAGAUCGCCGUAUACUGGGGCGGCCAGUGCCGGUUCCAGAACACGCCCGCGCAGCGCUCUGACAUUAAGGGUAUCAAGAUGCAGGAGGACGGUAACUUAUGCAUGUAUGAUAACAAUGGCAACCCUGUCUGGCAUACCAACACGGUCGGCUCUACCAGCAACAGCACCGUCAUCUGUGCCGUGCAGAAUGAUGGUAACGUUGUUCUUUACAAGGGCACACCAAUCUGGACCAGCAAGACCCAGAAGUAGACUUCUACUAGGAGAUAGACGCUGGAAUUUUAAUUAUUAAAGUUAGAGAUUUGUAAAGCUGGGUAUAAGAGGAUAGAGAU
Messenger RNA from Lindgomyces ingoldianus, 748 nucleotides. RefSeq names its product alpha-D-mannose-specific plant lectin. The coding region runs from base 321 to 668 and encodes 115 amino acids. The transcript is spliced from 2 exons. The record is from RefSeq and is a predicted model, not a curated record. Lineage: Eukaryota; Fungi; Ascomycota; Dothideomycetes; Pleosporales; Lindgomycetaceae.